This is a messenger RNA of Salvelinus fontinalis (brook trout), 2203 nucleotides long. RefSeq names its product centlein, centrosomal protein (gene cntln). Bases 416 to 1291 code for a protein of 291 amino acids. The transcript has 6 exons. NCBI's taxonomy places the organism in Eukaryota, Metazoa, Chordata, Actinopteri, Salmoniformes, Salmonidae. The record is from RefSeq and is a predicted model, not a curated record. Gene Ontology annotation, biological process: centriole-centriole cohesion; protein localization to organelle. Gene Ontology annotation, cellular component: centriole; centrosome.
CUGCAGUCUGGAUGUUAGUGUAGAUCAGACUGUUACUGCAGUCUGGAUGUUAGUGUAGAUCAGACUGUUACUGCAGUCUAGAUGUUAGUGUAGAUCAGACUGUUACUGCAGUCAGGAUGUUAGUGUAGAUCAGAAGAUCUAGAAGGUCAUUUGUCAGAAAUGUUCCCCAACUGAUGUUCCACAACAUGCAUAGAUAUUCCCCACUAGUCUAGGAAUCAGGAAUGUAUGCAGUCUACAAAUGGGAUAUUAUACAGCCAUUCAUAUUUUCUGCAGCAUCCCCUAUCAGCAUGGGAUUGUCAAUAUAUUUAGUUGUCAUAAUGAGAUGUGAUGGGAGGGGUGCGUGGGGACACGGUGUGUGUGUGUGUGUGUGUCUGCUUCUGCGUGUGUUUGCGUCUGCAUCGUUGCGUGCGUGUUAAUGACGUGUGUGUGUGUGUGUGUGUGUCUCAUUCCCAGGGUGAUCCACACAGAGAGAGACGUGCACAUGAAGAGGCAGCUGGUGGAGGACGUGAAGACCAGGAUGAAGUUCCUCCUGGAGACUGAGAGGACACACAGAGGACUGGUGGAGGAGCUGGAGAAGAAAGUGAAGACCUUGACAGAGGAGGCCACUAACAGGAAGGCCUUUAUAGACUCUCUGAAGAGGAGGCUGAGUGUAGCCACUAAAGAGAAGAGUCAGUAUGAGACGACCUGUCAGGAUCUCAAGGAGGGCCUGGACAAGAAGGAGCAGUGUGUGGAGGCCCUGCAGGCCCGUGUGAGGGCCAGUGAGCGGGCCCAGGCUGAGCUGGAGCAGACGGCCUCCCGUCAGAUGGAGGGUCUGGCCCAGCAGAGCACCGUGGCCCUGGAGGCCCUGCACAGACGACUGGGCCUGGCCCACACACAGCUGGAGCAGCUACAAGCCUUCAUUAAGGCUCUGGCAAGCGAAACUCUCCGUGAGGUGCAGGACGCCAAAUCGCAGCUGAGGAAGAACAGGAAGAUGGCGGAGAAGAAGAAGGCAGUAGGGGCCGGAGGGCUGUCCAAGCAGUCCAUGGUCAAGGCCCAGUCCAUUGCUGCAUCCAUCCUCAACAUGACCGAGAUGGACCUGGCUGAAAUGCUGGACACUGAUGAGGAGGAGGAGGAUGUGGCAGCAGACAGCAGGAGAGACCAGGAGUGGCUGGACCAGGUCAUGAAGGUGCUCCAACAAGAGAUCCCCUCUGCUGCUCUCCUAAUGGAGGUGCUGUGUGUGAAGAUGAAGGAGAGGAAAGUGCUGACAGAAGCGCUGGCCGCGCUCACAACACCAGUCAGCGAAAUCGCCUGACUCCCACUCCGGGGCUGAGGGCUGCGGCUGGGAAAAACUGUCAUCCUCUCCUCCUCCUCCUCUUCUCUCUCCAUCCCUCCUUCGUGCCCAGGCCUUUCUUUCUCAGCGGGGGCUGAGUUGGCCAAGUCGACCUGAAGUUGCUCUCUGUGUGUGUGUGUGCGUGAGCGCGCACGUGUAUGAAGUUGCCUCCACGCCGCGCUUCCAGAACCAAUAUUUACGAGAAAAGCGCUGUCGACUCACUCCGAGCCACUCGCUCACGCAGCGGUCUAGUGCCGUGCCGGGGCCCAGCCUUUGUAAAUGAGCCCCCAACAUCUGCGUUAGUGGUUAGCGCGCUCCAUCUGCGAGACAGGGCCCUUUAGCGUCAGGCUAAUUUACAGUACAGAGACAAACGCUCUCUUUCUCUCCCUACUCCAAACGCCAUCCUGAGGUGAUGAUAACAUUAUGCUUACGUUUUUACUUCAAGUUAGACAUGAUUUGUUAUGGUUUUUUUAUUUAGAUAUUUUCAGUAAUUUAUUGUGGAUCUCAAGGACCCCCCAGGGUGCUCGGAGUGGGACCUGACCCAACAGUGCAGACUCAACGAAAGAAAAAGUACACUCUUAAAGUAAGAAGCAGACAUACUCUUUCUCCUCUUAGGAUAUGCUGGACUCAAACCCGACACAUGCAUUCCAUGUCCCAUUUGGACCGAUUGGAUUCCAUUGUUCCAUUCACGUUUCAGUGACCCAAUGCUCUUAACGUGAAUGAUAUCAUAAAAUAUACAUUUUGUUUGUUAUGUCUAGGUGUAUUGUGAAAUGUAUUUUAUUUACAUUUGUGUGUUCACUUCACAUUGUAUUCUGCAAUAGGUAAUUAUGUUAUAUUGUUAAUUGAUUGAAACUGAAUUUAAAUAAAAGUGUGUUGCCAAUUGUUUUAUUUUUA